GAGCCCAGGGAGGAGGGGGGUGACCGGGGCGCAAGGCAUGUGAACGGCCGGCCGAUCCAGCUGCACUCUCUCCUCUCUGCUGCUGCUGCUGCCUCGGGGGGAAUUAAAUUAUUUCAAAACAACCACACAAGAGGAGGUGUACUGCUGAAUAAAGGGCUGCUGACAGAGAGGGGUACGAAGAUGACGACCGGGUUUUUGGGCCCGCUGUAAGGACAGGAAAGAAGGCGAUAUGGCAGUGCAUGUUUUCAAAUGCCUGCGCCGGCCCGGGCGAUAGAACAACCAACAGGUAGUAGGAGCUCAAGUUUUGUCGCGUCAAAAGGCGGCAGGUGGAGUACAAAACCGACUGACUUGGCAGGCGUCUGUGGUUUCUGUGUGUGUUUUGAGAGUGAGUGUGUAGGGCCACCCAGUGUUUUGACAGAAGAGUUAUGGAAUAUGAGGAGCCCGACGUGCCCCCCGCUGACAACCCUAUUAAAAGAGCUCAGAUUGAAGUUAUCCCGUGUAAGAUCUGCGGUGAUAAAUCCUCUGGAGUGCAUUAUGGAGUCAUCACUUGUGAGGGCUGCAAGGGAUUUUUCCGGCGUAGCCAGCUGCCUACCGUAUCCUACUCCUGCUCCAGGCAGAACAAUUGUCAGAUCGACCGGGCCAGCCGCAACCGCUGCCAACACUGCCGCCUGCAGAAGUGCUUAGACCAGGGCAUGAGCAGAGAUGCGGUUAAGUUUGGACGGAUGUCCAAACGUCAGCGGGACUCUCUGAUCGCUGAAGUGGAGAGGCACCGACAGCAGCAGCAGCAGCAGCAGCAGCAGCAGCAGCUUCAGGGAGACGCCCAGUCUCUCUUGUCCUUCCCCACCAAGGCUCGUCAAGACUGCUCCCCACAGCUCCUUCAGCCCAUGGCCUCAGCCUACUCCUUCACCGGGGGGGCCGAGCUGCUGUCCUACACCGCUGAUGUUCACCCUUACCUGGUGUGUUCCCCGAAUGAGACGCAGGUGUCGGGUAUGAUCUACCGAGGCUCAGGUGUGUCUCCCACAUCGAGAUCCCAGGGAAGGGGGGACAACAGUGGACACCCCGACAUAAGAGAAUUUGACUCCAGACAGCCAUCUCAUGAUCUCGUGGGGAUUCACCCCUACAAUCCUCUGGAGGAUCCUUACAGCCUCUAUCCUCACUCUCUGAGAAACAUAGAUGAGCUGUGUGCCAGCAUUGUGCGUUCCCACAGAGAGACCAGCAAGUACAGAAUGGAGGAGCUGCAGGCUCUCAGAUGGAAACUGUUUAGCAGAGAGGAGAUCCAAGCCUACCAGAGCAAAUCGGUGGAUGAUAUGUGGCAGCACUGCGCCAUCCGACUGACUGAUGCCGUGCAGUAUGUUGUGGAGUUCGCGAAACACAUCCCAGGCUUCCGUAUGCUCAGCCAGAACGACCAGAUUGCUCUCCUGAAGACUGGCUCCAUGGAGGUAGUUUUGGUCAGGAUGAGCCGCUUCUUCAACACAGAGAACAACACAGUCUUCUUCGAUGGGAAAUUUGCUGGAGCUGAAGUCUUCAAGUCUUUGGCAUGUGGUGAUUUAAUCACAGCGGUGUUUGACUUUGCUCACGGUAUGUGUGCUCUAAAGCUCACCGAUCAGCAAAUCGCUCUCUUCAGUGCUCUGGUGCUGAUCAACACAGAUCGUCCAUGUUUGGAGGACAGAGGAAAAGUUCAGCGAGUGCAAAGAAGCGUGGAGUUUGGACUCACACACAUUCUACACCGAGACAACCAAGAAAGUCUAAUGCACAAGCUGUACCAGAGGAUGGCAGUGUUGCGUUCACUGUGCAGUCUGCACAUGGAGAAGCUGCGCUGGUUCAGUCAGCGUUACCCGCUCACUGCUCACUCUCUUUUCCCUCCACUCUACAAGGAGCUGUUCGCCUCUGAGGCAGAGCUGCUGCCGGGAACCAUUCACUGAUGAUUCACUAGAAUAUGCAAAGACACACAUUCACACAUUAUUUCAAGUCUCAUAAUUACUUCCUGACAGAAUCUAUUUUUCUAAUAAUGACAGUAAAUGAGAAAAGCACAGUAAUCAUAGCGUGUUAAGUAUUACAUGAAUUCCAGCAGAGCUUUUUUGGUAGAUUGUGUCGAACGUACAUUUCAAUAUUUUGAUAGCUUAAAACUAUUUUGAUUAUACCAGGGAAAUUGUUGUUCUUUGACAGCACAUUGCCAGUGAGGUACGGUAUUCAUUUUCUCUCAGGAUGUGCCCUUGUGAGUCACAGUUACUGUGUGUCACAGUGUGUCAGACAGAGAUUCAAAGAGGCAGGACACAAUCGUUGUCAACUGAAACUUAAAAAGGUAGUCCAACCAAAAUCUAUCUUUAGAAAUAAAUAUAUACAGUACAAAUAGAAAAAUAAAAUAGAUCUCUCAGUCCUCCAAGCAAAAUAGCCUGCACCCACAUAUUACAUACAUAUUUAAAGGUUAAUAUAUUGCAUAAUACAUUCUCCCUUCAAAACAGGAAAUAUUGGGUGUAUGUUAUUUACAUCAGUGUUAAACACACCCAGAAAACAAGAGACAACCUGCUUCUUUGUAUCUGUACGUCUGUAGAGAAAUGUCUCUCCUCAGGUUGAUAAGUCCUACAAAGCAGCAGUACCUCUCAAAUGUUAUCCUUUGUGUUUAAAUAAAUCCUCACAGGCUUGUAUGUCUUUUGAGCUUGAAAAUUUGUUGCAUUAAAUGUAGAAAUUGAAUUUAAAGUGUGAGAGGUACAGUAGAAGUCUCUUCCUCCGUGUGCAAACUUUUCCUUUUUUUUCAGAUUAAGUUACAUAUUGUAUGUUUUGUUUUGUUUACAUAUCUUUGACUAAAGCCAUAAGUAAAGAUAUAAUGAUGAGAGGUUUCAGCAUUAAGUACUGUAUGUCCGGAUGUAGUCCUCUCUGUUCCUGGAACAGCUGAGAUUAUGAUGAAGAUAAUUCCAUGUAAAUCU
Perca flavescens (yellow perch) is the source of this 2924-nucleotide messenger RNA. It is a transcript of the gene rorc, whose product is annotated as RAR-related orphan receptor C. Gene Ontology annotation, cellular component: nucleus. The coding region runs from base 426 to 1922 and encodes 498 amino acids. The transcript has 11 exons. Gene Ontology annotation, biological process: regulation of transcription by RNA polymerase II. NCBI's taxonomy places the organism in Eukaryota, Metazoa, Chordata, Actinopteri, Perciformes, Percidae. Gene Ontology annotation, molecular function: zinc ion binding; RNA polymerase II cis-regulatory region sequence-specific DNA binding; nuclear receptor activity. The record is from RefSeq and is a predicted model, not a curated record.